AUGCUGGAACUACUGCCAAACCAGGCACACCUGAUGCUGGAACUACCGCAAAACCAGGCACACCUGAUGCUGGAACUACAGCCAAACCAGGCACACCUGAUGCUGGAACUACAGCCAAACCAGGCACACCUGAUGCUGGAACUACCGCCAAACCAGGGACACCUGAUGCUGGAACUACCGCCAAACCAGGCACACCUGAUGCUGGAACUACCGCCAAACCAGGCACACCUGAUGCUGGAACUACCGCAAAACCAGGCACACCUGAUGCUGGAACUACAGCCAAACCAGGCACACCUGAUGCUGGAACUACAGCCAAACCAGGCACACCUGAUGCUGGAACUACCGCCAAACCAGGCACACCAGAUGCUGGAACUACCGCCAAACCAGGCACACCUGAUGCUGGAACUACCGCCAAACCAGGCACACCAGAUGCUGGAACUACCGCCAAACCAGGCACACCUGAUGCUGGAACUACCGCCAAACCAGGCACACCUGAUGCUGGAACUACCGCCAAACCAGGCACACCUGAUGCUGGAACUACAGCCAAACCAGGCACACCUGAUGCUGGAACUACAGCCAAACCAGGCACACCUGAUGCUGGAACUACAGCCAAACCAGGCACACCAGAUGCUGGAACUACAGCCAAACCAGGCACACCUGAUGCUGGAACUACAGCGAAACCAGGAACACCUGAUGCUGGAACUACAUCCAAACCAGGCACACCUGAUGCUGGAACUACAGCCAAACCAGGCACACCAGAUGCUGGAACUACAUCCAAACCAGGCACACCUGAUGCUGGAACUACCGCCAAACCAGGCACACCUGAUGCUGGAACUACAGCCAAACCAGGCACACCUGAUGCUGGAACUACAGCCAAACCAGGCACACCUGAUGCUGGAACUACAGCCAAACCAGGCACACCAGAUGCUGGAACUACCGCCAAACCAGGCACACCUGAUGCUGGAACUACCGCCAAACCAGGCACACCUGAUGCUGGAACUACAGCCAAACCAGGCACACCUGAUGCUGGAACUACCGCCAAACCAGGCACACCAGAUGCUGGAACUACAGCCAAACCAGGGACACCUGAUCCUGGAACUACAGCCAAACCAGGGACACCUGAUCCUGGAACUACAGCCAAACCAACUGUGCCAAUUACAACUUCUCCUACUACUCCUUCUACUAUUGCCACCACCACUAAGCAACCAAUUCAGUGUGAGAAUGGAGGUACACCAGGUCCUAAUGGCCAGUCUUGCCUCUGUCCUACUGACUUCGAGGGGGAAACCUGCAGAGAUGUCAAAACUAACAUAGUGCCAGGUAUGUGAGACAUUUUGUACAACAAAAACAAUUUGCAAAACCAAAACAGCCCUGAGAUCCUACUUUUCCUUUGAUUAAUAAUUACAGCAAAUUAAAUAGAUCAGUGAUGAAUACAAGACUUUGAUUGCUUUCACUUUGAUAACUUAGAAAGCAUAAUAUAUUAGAAAUAGUACUUCAUCUAUUUUAGUUGUCAACUGGUUAUAACGCAUUCACUAAUUUUGUCACUUGGUCUUCUUGUAGGUACGCUCAAUAGGGCAGUAGAGGUUAAUAUGGAAACUGAGGACACAUACAUAACAGAAUAUAAUGACAAAACUUCAGCGGAAUACAUUGCGAAGGUGAAGACUUUCACAACAGAGGUAAGAUAAAACACUAAUGUAUGUUAAAUAAGAUAAAACACUAAUCAAUUAAAGUGUUAAAUACAUUUAAGUAAAAUUAAAGAUUUGUAAAGUAAUGUGGAUCAAUAAAAAAAGAAGAACUGCUGUUUAAGACAGCAGGUGAUUUUCUAUUUAAUUACCACAGAUGCCAUGGGGGUUGAGUCAUUUUAUCUUAAGUCUUCGUGAAUAUGCAGUGAUCACUGUUUACAUUUCAGAUGACGACAUACUACAAUCAAAGGAUACAGAAUUUCAGUGUGGAAAACGUAACUUUGAGGUACUAGACUAGCAUACCAAAAACACCACGGUACAUAUUUGCAAAAUUACAAUUUCACCCCGUAUCCUAUCCUACCCCUUAUAUUAUAUAAAGGUGAUCUAUUGACAAUAUAAAGACCUGUCCACGUUGUCAUGAGGUUAUAUGAAAAUGUAAACAAAGAUUUUGCAGAGAUGAUCUCAUUGAUCUUCCUUAUUUUUGUUCUGACAGUGAGGGGUCAGCUAUCUCCAAACGCUCAGGACGUCGUAUAGAGGAGAAAAGGGUCAAUGUAAAGGACGAAGAGAAUCUCUUACAUUCUUAUUCAUACUGUAUAAUCAUUUUUAAUGCUGAUAUUUAUGUUGUUUUGCUCUGUGAUGCUUGCUUUACAGAUGGGAAACCCCAUGCACAACCCCAAGGAAAUAACAAAUCGGUAAUUUAAAUAAGUGAUUCAUUAAUAGGUCUAUGAUGCAUAAACACCUUUCAACUUUGGUGAUGGUUGGUUACCACCAGGGUUGGGGUUAAUUCCAUUUGAUUUUCAGUUAAUUCAGAUAUAUGUACACUGAAAUUCUUCAAUACUUUUCCAUUAGGAAAAUAUGGAAUUGGUUUAACUUUCUGAUUUAACUUUAACUGAAAUGGAAUUGACCCCAACCCUGGUUACCACAGAAUUCAAAUAGGUUAGUGGUAGUUGGAUUUGCCAAGACCAAGCCCUCAGUUUACAAAAAAAACAAAUGUUAGGCCUCACUGUGGGAAGAAACAGAAGUUCCGGAGUGUUUCUUUAAGUGCAAAAUAGCCUCAAAGACUUUUACUCAACCUCCUUUCUUUAGUUUGAAGGUCAAACACAAUAUCAUUCUGGUGGUUCCGAAUGAAGCAGGAGCUGAGGAAAAGUAUAACAACUCCUUUAAAAACAUUUCUUCAGCUUUGGAAACAUUAAAACACUGUACUUCAAGCGAAUCAGGUAACAACAAUAUAAAGUCACAUCUAAAAACACACCCUCAUAAUACACACACCAAUUCGAAUCAAACUACCAUUGUUAAGACAAUAAGAGUAAAUUCUGCAGUGGUUCAGUUAACAUAUUUUUUGACCUCUUCCCUCAGGUUGUCCUACAUUUAGUGUUUUCUCAGCUGAACCAAAAGAAAUAGCAGUCGAUGGCGAAGGUGAGAACAUACAGACGGAAGACUAGAGGAAGCAGGAGGAAAGGGGAGGAAGGGAACAAUGGUGCAGCAGAUAGGGGAAAUAUUCCCUCAUUAACAAAAUAAGAGUUUAGACCAGAGCAAGAAGGAAAUUAAAGAUAUAACAAAUAUUUCUCUCUCUCUCUCUCUCUCUCUCUCUCUCUCUCUCUCUCUCUCUCUCUCUCUCUCUCUCUCUCUCUCGCUCUCUCUCUCUCUCUCUCACAGCUGUAUGUCAACAAACAAUCAACCCUGAUAUUGCUAAAUACUUUGAGUCUUACAGUAAAGAUGGGGAGUAUUUCUGUGUGACGGCAUGUGACUCCAGACAUAAUAACCAUAAAAACUGCAACAGCGGUAAAUGUGUAGUAACCAGAUCCGGACCGUCAUGCUAGUAAGUUCUAAACUUUAUAUUCAGUAUACUAGAUAAUUAUAUAUGUAUGUUAUAUAUAAUGUUAUAUUAAAGGAGAGGAGAUAUAUAUUCUCUCCUAUAAUAUUAAUUAUAUAUAAUACUGUAUAUAUUGUAAACCUUUGGGGCGAAUUCCAUUCAUUGCUACAGUUUGAUUUGGUCACCACUUCCUCACAGUAGAAUAAAGCUAUAUGUCCUGUCUAUUUCAGCUGUAAAAACACAGACUCAAUCUGGUACCUGACGGACUGUAACUACCCGAUCCACAAGACUGGGUUAUACACCGGAAUCAGUGUAACUGCCGGGGUUGUCCUGGUGAUGGUUGGAGUCCUGAUAGCGCUCCUGGUGGUGAACAAGAAAAAGGAAAAGAGGUAGAUGGGGAUGAGAUGAGAUGAAGGAGGAGUAGAAUGAUAGAGAGUAGAGAAAGAUUGAUUAUUGUAUUUUCAAUGAAGAAAUUCAUUUUGUCGUAAAGUAAAAAUACUCAAUAUUUUUGCAUCUCCCCUCCCCUCCCCUCCUCUCCCCUACCCUACCCUCCCCCUCCCCUCCCCUCCCCCUCCUCUCCUCUACCCUCCCCUCCUCUCCCCUCCCCAUCCCCUCCCCUCCUCUACUCCUCUCCUCUACCCUCCUCUACCAGGAAUAAAGACACUAAGCAGGAGAUGGUGAACCAGUGGCUUGAGGAUGACUUUGAAUGGCCCACACCCAACGCAAUGUCCACCACAACACCUCACCCAGGUACCUCGUCUUUGUUUUUAUGUACACUACCAGUCAAAAGUUUGGACACACCUACUCAUUCAAGGGUUUUUCUUUAUUUCUACUAUUUUCUACAUUGUAGAAUAAUAGUGAAGACAUCCAAACUAUGAAAUGACACAUAUGGAAUCAUGUAGUAACCAAAAGAAGUGUUAAACAAAUCUAUAUAUAUUUUACAUUUGAGAUUC
Molecule: messenger RNA, 4445 nt
Organism: Coregonus sp. 'balchen'
Lineage: Eukaryota; Metazoa; Chordata; Actinopteri; Salmoniformes; Salmonidae
Source: the annotation of a GenBank genome assembly